Maniola jurtina (meadow brown) is the source of this 864-nucleotide messenger RNA. RefSeq lists its product as uncharacterized. The coding region runs from base 75 to 830 and encodes 251 amino acids. Lineage: Eukaryota; Metazoa; Arthropoda; Insecta; Lepidoptera; Nymphalidae. The transcript is spliced from 2 exons. The record is from RefSeq and is a predicted model, not a curated record.
CCCACUCCCCUCGCAGUAGCCGCCGCGAGCGCGACGAGCGAGGUCGCGUGACGAGACGUCGGCAUUCCUGCAAAAUGGCACAAGACUUCGACUGGAACAACGAGCUGACGCUGAAGUUCGUGAAGCACAUCUCCAGCGAGCGAGCUCUGUGGGACUUCAACGAUCGCAAAUACAAGAUGAAGCAUAAAGUGUACGAAGCGUGGGCGAGGAUCAGCUCCAAAAUGAAUAUACCCGUAGACGUGUUGAAGAAUAAGAAGAAGGUGCUGAUGGCGACGUGGAGGCCUCUGUUCCGGAAGAAGAUGGCGUCGCUCAGGUCGGGCGCGGACGAGGACGAGGUGUUCCGGCCGGUGUGGUUCGCGUACGACGCGAUGGAGAGUUUCUUGGGAAGCGUUUACGAUAUCGACGGCUCCAUAAAACAAUAUGAAGAACCAACGGUAGCGUCGUCUCCAUCCAACCAGUCCCAGCACAGCGACGACGUCACCAUUCUGACGAUAAAGAAGGAGAACGAAGACAACACGGACUCCAGCACUACUCCUCACUUGUCCAAAAAGAGAAAGAAGUUCAUGGAAAUUGAAUACGACGAAGGACAAAAUAUCACCUACACUGGUUUUGAUCCACUAAACUCAGCAACCGCGACUGAGGGACCCAGCAGAGUGAUGAGAAAGAGUGAAGAAGAUGACGAGUGCGAUAUCUACGCGAAACUCUUGGCCAGGAAGUUGAGGAAGUAUCCCGGGAGAAUGCGGGAUAGAAUGAUGUACAAAAUCGAUGGACUUCUCUUGGAUAACCCCUACCCUGAUGAGCUAUCGAGCCCUUGUUCCUCCUAUCAGUAACCAUCGUAUUCAUAAAUACAAUAAGGAUAUUAUA